CUCUCCCACCACCUCGCUGGUCCGUUUGGCUGUCCACUCGCCCCAUCUGUUCUUGCCUCCACUCCACCCCCAGCUGGCCGGCUGGCCGAAAUGACGAACGAUGAAUUCCUAGCAGUACUGCCCCCACCGCAUGAUCAGCUGCGAGAGGCGGAGUACAGUUCAAGUCUUGCAGAGCUGCAGCUGCAGGUGAGGACUGAGAGAUCAGAGAUGGCCAGCCCAGCUGGGGAUCUCUCUCUUCUCUCCUCUCCUCACAGGGCGCCAGGGCAGACGCCAAUUGUUGCCAGGGCUAGAGGACCAGACGGCAGACUAGGAGUAGGCUGUCCUGUUUCCGUUGUCCGCCCGCCCAACCACCACACCCUCCCCCCGGAUUAUAAACACAGCGCCUCUCCUCACUCAGUCGCCUCCUCUCCGUCUGCGUUCCUGUCGUGGCCCACAUCUAGCCGUCGUCGUCGUCAAGAAAGGAGGCGCCACAAUGACGAUGAUGGCGCCUCAUCCGCAGCCACUGCCGCUGGCACAGCCGCCGGCGUUCGGGGACACCACGCUCACCAAGGUGUUCGUGGGCGGCCUGGCGUGGGAGACCCACGAGGGCGCCCUCCGCGGGCACUUCCAGCGCUACGGCGACAUCCUCGAGGCCGUCAUCAUCUCCGACAAGCUCACCGGCCGCUCCAAGGGCUACGGCUUCGUGACGUUCAAGGAGGCGGACGCAGCCAAGAAGGCGUGCGAGGAUGCCACCCCCGUCAUCAACGGCCGUCGCGCCAACUGCAACCUCGCCUCCCUCGGCGCCAAGCCGAGGCCCCAGCCGCUGCAGCACGUCCUCCGUCCCUCGCCCCCGCACGCGCACGCGCUUCCCUCUCCUCACCAGCCCACGCCAGCCAUCGCGGUGGGAUCCAGGAGCGUGUCGCCGGUGCCAUGGUACUACCACCCCUCCACGACGCGCCCUCCGCCGCCGCCGGCCGCGCACCAGCAGUACCACGGCGUGCUCCCGUUCUACCCCGCCGCCGCCACCUACGGGUACUCCCCGAACUACGUCACGGACCUGAGCUACAAUACGAAGGUAGGCCAAGCGGCAGCUGCCGGCACGGCGGCCGGGUCCUACCUACAGCUACAGGGGCACUUGGCGUACCAGGCGGCGCCAGCUCAGGGCGGCAUGGUGCCGGUGUACCCGUUCUACCACUACCCGUACCACGCCUCGCACUCGCAGGGCCUGGGCGUCCCCGCCGCGCACUUCCUCCCCCCGGUCUCCGCCGCCGCCGUCGUCUCCUCCAAGCCCACCGUCGUGGCCACUCCCAAAGUGGAGUGGAGCGGGUGACGGGUUGCAGCUGAAGGCACGAGGCGAUGGUGGUGGUGGCGGCGGCGACUAUGGGCGGCGCAAUGAAAGGCGCUCUGCUCUGUUAACAAGCUGCACAUGAAGGGUGUCGGAUGCCGAAGCGACGCAAGGCCGCAUUAGUUACAUUCAUUCAAUUCCCUCUAACUUCGACCACAGUACCGGCAACAACAGUCUGUAACAAACAAAUGACUGGAUUCGUCUCUCGUUUACCUCUGUAUUUUUCCAAUGGUAAACCCGUUUAUCAGUGUCUGUAGUGUAGUAGUCCGAUCGCUGCAGGUGACAGCGGACCUCAAUAAACCGUCAUAGUAUUUCGCCCUAUUCUAUGGUCGAAAUAUCUCAGUUAAAAAGUAAAGGGGCGCUAAAUAGAGGGAAUGACUGAAGAGGAGAUGAAUUUGGUUUUCUUUGAAUACUCUAGUAUUGACCUCAAUCCACAUGUGUUGAGGUGAAUUCGAGUGUAAAUUAGUUUAAGUUAUA
Messenger RNA from Zea mays, 1801 nucleotides. RefSeq names its product putative RNA-binding protein ARP1. The coding region runs from base 473 to 1309 and encodes 278 amino acids. NCBI's taxonomy places the organism in Eukaryota, Viridiplantae, Streptophyta, Magnoliopsida, Poales, Poaceae. The record is from RefSeq and is a predicted model, not a curated record. The transcript has 6 exons. Gene Ontology annotation, molecular function: RNA binding.